GGUCUUUCAUGGCUACUGAUUUCAUUAGAGUAAAGAUCAUCUUAAAUAAAAUAAAUAAAAUAAGAUAAAUAUUCGUUUCUCUUAUUCGUUUCUCGCUUAGCUAACCUUUUCAUUCCUCUCAUUGUUAUGAACGUAAUCGGCGUGAAAGAGCCACACACUAUUUCCAAAAACUGUUAUCAUGCCGUUUCUUUUCUUUCUUAUUGGCUUUGCAUGCUUUUAAACUUUUAGUAUUUCUGCACCUUCCAGCGAUUGGAUUAAAGACACUUUUAAACCAAACAAUGCUUUCUGACCAGAAAUCCUCUAGCUUUCCAAUCUUGCUUCGUCUGCCCUGUUGGAUGUUGUUUCCUGCAUUACUUCCCUUUUUAGCGGGUUUUGGUGGUUCGGCACACUUCGGACUAGUUUUGCGCGUCAGAUUUCAUAUUUCAUAAAGUCGAGCAAACACCCAGUAGCCGGCGAUAACACUGUGCCUUGCCGUGUCAUAAUUUCGACGUUAUUUUUGGUAUUUUUUUCUUUUUUAAUGUAAUUUUGUGGUUCUUGGGAUAUUCUUGAGAUUGAUUUCCUUCCUUUAUUUAUAAAAAAUAACACAAACAAACCCCGGGGGCAAUUGUUGGUACGCAAGCCGAUUUUGACAAAUAGAAACCAGGUUAUCGAUUCAGCGGAUUUUUUUUUCAGUGUAUUUGGAUACAUUUUGACCAUGCUGGAUUACUUUUGGAUAGGAGCAGGACGAAGGCAUCAUAAUACAAGAGUUACAGCAACUACUUUUAUCGUUUAUGUUGUCCAAAUCUUGAAUGGAAAAUCAUGGGGAAUCAUUCUUUGAUGUUCCUUUAUGUCGAGUAGAGCAGGAGUAUCCACUUUUCAAUUCACCUUGGACUGAAUCAAAUGGUUGUGUUACUGAUAGUUCUGUGAUAACUAAGCCCAACAUAAAUUAUUAUAGUCAGACUAAAGAUCGACCUAAGUAUACAAACAAAGUUUUAAAGCAACUCAAACAAAUUGGUCUUGAAUUUGAUGAAGAAACUGGUGCUGAACAAAUUAUUCCUGUUACAACAGAAAACGAGCAAGAAGAAACUACCUCAUACCACAUUGACUUGGAAAGUGUAGUUGACGAAACAUUGCAAGCAAUUUCUGCAAACAUGGAUGAUGUAGAAGACGACACACUCUCGGAUUGGGAUCCAAUGAAAACAUCAUUCGAACAAAAGAACUUUAACACAUAUCAACAACAGAAAUAUAAUGACAAUUUUGUGGAAAAACAUGUUGCGGUGCCAAGACCCGACGGUUAUAAGAUAUCUCCCACUAAAGUUGGAUCUGAAGAAGUCCGAUUGUACAUUUCGAACAUACCACUGUCAUUAACAGAGGAUGGAAUGAAAAAUUUAUUUGGUUCAGUUGGAAGCUGCUCAAAUGUGAAGCGAUGCCGACCUAGAGAUACAUCCAGUAACACCACUUUCGGCUUUGUGACCUACAAAAGUGUACGCGAUGCUGAGACUGCUAUUCGAAAAUACAAUGGCUUUGUAUUUGGUGGCAAACAAAAAUUGCAGGUACGGCUGGCUUUUCAGAAAAACAGUGAAGUUCCUGACGAUGUACAACAGGAGAAAGUGAUAUGGGGUAGCAAUGGUCAUGGCAGUAGAAGUGAUCUCAGUGACAUUCCAGAUGAAUCAAUUUCAAUAACAAGCUCUCAUCAGCCAGUUGUAGCAGAUAUAAAAAAUGAUGUAGACAAAAAAGUUGAAAAGAUAGCAGAAGGAUCUCAUCUUGACAGUGUGGUCAUUAGUGAACCUAAGAAGAGGCCAAGAUUGUAUGUCCAAGGUUUAAAAGUGGGAACAUCAGAUAUUGAACUAAAGAGGCUGUUUGACAAAUUUGGUCCAACUUUUAACUGCAUAGUCACUCCCGCAAAGAGUAACAACCAAGCUACAACUUUUGGGUUUGUUUCAUAUGAGACAAUCAAAGAAGCCGAUAAGGCUGUGGAUUAUUUUCACGACUACAUUUACAAGGAAAAUCAGCUUUCUGUAACUUAUUCCAACCAAUCUGCUGCAGAAUACGGACGGAAGAUUAGAAUGACAGAAGAUGAUUUAUUCUAUGAGCAGUUGUACAACGAAAAUCCGUUUCAAAAGCAUUUUUCACAAGGACAUAAUGAUUUGUCAAAUUACAACCUGCACCAGGAAAAACCAACUAUUUCACCAGAAAAAUCACCUACAGUCACUAAAACUGCAGUUAAUGAACAUGCCGGUUCUACAGAGGACAUCUCACAUAAUAAUGUAGUAACAUUAUCAAAAGAAUUGUCACCUAAAAACGGUGAUGUUUGCGUGUACUGUUUCUCUCCAGGAGCGAGUAAAAAAUGUGCUCGCUGUCACUCGCCUUAUUGUAAUCGAGAAUGUCAAUCGAAUGACUGGCCAACACACAAAGUAAUUUGCGACUCCACGGCUACUAUGUCGCCGAUUAGUAGUUCGUUGAUGCCGCCUGUGAAAGUUACCAGAGCAUCAUACGUCUGCGAUAUUCCACCAAGAGAAAACCUCAACGGUGACGUAAAACUGCUCUUUGCUGUCUUUCGCACUGACUUGACUGUUAGUGGCAUAGCAGUGUGUAAGAGCCAACGGCAUUAUGCAGAAUCUUUAGUUGCUAUGGAAACGUCGUUUAGACAAUGUAAUGAAAUGAGAAGGAAUGUUGAUCUAAACGAUGUGAAUGUUGGUCUUCUUAUAGUAGCAAUGUUUACUGACCAAGAUUGGGGUCGAGCUGUUGUUAAGUCGACGCCGCUAAGUUCUGAACUCAGUUACGACUCUGUUGUUGAUAUACAUUUCAUUGACAAUGGACUGGACAAGCAAGAGCAAAUAAAAAACUUAACCUAUCUAGCUUCAGAUUGUUUGUCUUUACCGAAACAAGAAGGUUGUUUUGUCUUAAGUGGUUUGGAAAGUGUAGCCGAUUUGUCAUAUCACAAUAGUGUGUGUGCGACUUUAAACGACUACGUUGAAGGGAAAGCUUUGACUGUAGUUUUUGAAGGAGAGUCGUCUGCUGUAAUCCUCAAAUGCGAUGGAGAAAACCUUAAUGAGUAUAUUAUAACUAAUUUUAUAGAAACAAUCAAAAUGAACGGGCAUUCUGCUCUAAGUACAAUUAAACGGCGGCCUUCUUGUUCUGACGCAAUCCGUGGCAUGAUGUUACCAGAUCUGCCUGUUCAACCAUUUCCUGAUGUGAAUGAAUUCCAACUUUGCGUUACAGAAGUAGUCUCUCCACACCUGUUUUAUGGUCAGUUGAUGCAUGAUGCAGCGCUGCAAGGACUACAGCAAGUAACUGAACUGUUGUAUGAGACUUUUGUGAAUGUGGAUGCUGCACCUCCCUUUACCCCGAAGAUCAACGAGAUUUGUGUCGCAAAGUUCAGCGAGGACGGAUGUUGGUACAGAGCAAGUAUUGUGCAGUACGACACCGACAUGAGCACUGCUAGAGUAUCCUUCGUUGAUUAUGGCAACAAGGCCGAAGUCGAGACAAGCAAUCUUCGCUGCAUCAACGAAGCACUGUUAAACUUCCCGAGAUAUGCUAUCAAGUUUAGUCUUAACCUCCAACCAUCCAAUAACAACGCAUGGCCGGAUAACGUUAUUGAUUUCUUAAAAUCUUCCCUAUUGAAUAAACUGUCCACGAUUCGCUGUAAAAAAGUCAAGGACGAUGAAAUGGUUUGCGACGUGCUUUUAGAUCAUGGAAGUGCGUCCCUGGUCGAGUCGCUUCAGAGUAUGAUGGUUAGCACGGUUGAGCGUGUUAUGCUGACAGAUUUACCGAAGCAAGAUCCUUUGGAGGAAGGCAAACAAUACGACGCUAUUGCGACCAACGUAAACAGUCCAAAUGAUUUCCAUGCCUGGGUUGGUGACUUAAAAUCCAUAACUGAACAGGUUCAAGCCAUAACGCUUGAACUAACUGAAAAAACCGACACAACGUCUUCCUAUUCACCACUUGUUGAUGAGGUAUGUGCCGUCUUUCAUGAAGACUAUCAGGAAUGGUAUCGCGCAGUUGUCUUGUGUAUUAAAUCUUCUUCUGCUACCGUGCAACUGAUCGAUUAUGGAAACAGACUAGAAGUGAAAUUGCAUUGUGUAUGUUCUCUGCCGGUUGGUGAUUGUUUUAAACUACCUGCUCGCUCGACACCUUUGUCAUUGUAUGGAUUAAAAAGUGCAAGCGGUUCCUGGAACAAAGAUGCAAUAAACAUGUUAAAAAACAAAGUUGAAUUGCAACGAGGCUGUUGCAUCAUAGGUGAUGAUAACAAGGACUUGUUUUCAGUACGAUGGCUAACUACCGACGGUGACGAUGUGGCUGACCAGUUAACAUCCCAGUUUGGUAGCCUACUUGAGUUAAAUGACGCUGUACAUUCAAUACAAACAAGGAGAUUUUAUGUAACCGAUCUACCUUAUUUCAAGCCAAGGGACAGCGAUCUUGACAUUCUAGUUACUUAUGUUAAAGACCCGUGGUUGUUUUACGGACAGGUUGUAAAAGAAGAGAACAUCACUGCUGUGUCUACCAUUUCCGUAUCUUUGGCAGAGUUGGGUGAUUAUUCGUCAAAAGCAGCAUACACACCGGAACUAAACGAGGUAUGUGCAGGCUUUGCUGAGCUUUAUAAUGAAUGGUAUCGUGUUGCUGUUGUGUCUUUAUCGAGUGCUGUUGCAGAUGUUUUUUUAUUGGAUUAUGGUGAGUCGAUGGAGAUACCCCUCUCCCACCUGCAGCCACUACCUCUUGCUGUAGCAGAUAUCCCUACACAAGCAGUCUCCUUUUGCUUGCAUGGCGUCGCCCCUAGCAACGGGGUUAUGUGGGAUGCGACAACGUGUACCAAAUUCAGCGAACAAAUUUUGCUACAAAAGAUAUCUAUUCACAAAGUGUCAACAAAUGAUGAUGUUAUUAAGGUAAAGGUUGCUGUUAACGGAGAAGAUAUUGCCGAUUCUCUACUUUCCAACAAUUUUGCGAGAAGCUCCUCACCCCAGUCUAUCAUUCAAAAGCCACAACCAAGUUCUUUGGUGGAGACGCAAAGAAAAUAUUAUGUAACCGAUCUACCUUAUUUCAAACCAAGGGACAGCGAUUUUGACAUUCUAGUUACUUAUGUUAAAGACCCGUGGUUGUUUUACGGACAGGUUGUAAAAGAAGAGAACAUCACUGCUGUGUCUACCAUUUCCGUAUCUUUGGCAGAGUUGGGUAAUUAUUCGUCAAAAGCAGAAUACACACCGGAACUAAACGAGGUAUGUGCAGGCUUUGCUGAGCUUUAUAAUGAAUGGUAUCGUGUUGCUGUUGUGUCUUUAUCGAGUGCUGUUGCAGAUGUUUUUUUAUUGGAUUAUGGUGAGUCGAUGGAGAUACCCCUCUCCCACCUGCAGCCACUACCUCUUGCUGUAGCAGAUAUCCCUACACAAGCAGUCUCCUUUUGCUUGCAUGGCGUCGCCCCUAGCAACGGGGUUAUGUGGGAUGCGACAACGUGUACCAAAUUCGGCGAACAAAUUUUGCUACAAAAGAUAUCUAUUCACAAAGUGUCAACAAAUGAUGAUGUUAUUAAGAUAAAGGUUGCUGUUAACGGAGAAAAUAUUGCCGAUUCUCUACUUUCCAACAAUUUUGCGAGAAGCUCUUCACCCCAGUCUAUCAUUCAAAAGCCACAACCAAGUUCUUUGGUGGAGACGCAAAGAAAAUAUUAUGUAACCGAUCUACCUUAUUUCAAACCAAGCGACAGCGAUUUUGACAUUCUAGUUACUUAUGUUAAAGACCCGUGGUUGUUUUACGGACAGGUUGUAAAAGAAGAGAACAUCACUGCUGUGUCUACCAUUUCCGUAUCUUUGGCAGAGUUGGGUGAUUAUUCGUCAAAAGCAGAAUACACACCGGAACUAAACGAGGUAUGUGCAGGCUUUGCUGAGCUUUAUAGUGAAUGGUAUCGUGUUGCUGUUGUGUCUUUAUCGAGUGCUGUUGCAGAUGUGUUUCUGCUUGAUUAUGGUGAGUCAAUGGAGAUGCCUCUCUCCCACAUGCAGCCACUACCAUCUGUUGCAGCAGACAUUCCUACACAGGCAGUUGCUUUUUGCCUUCAUGGCGUCGCCCCAAAUAAUGAAGAUGUUUGGACUUCGGAAGCGUCCGCAAAGUUUAGCGAACUAACACUCUUGCAAAAAAUCUCUGUCCACGAGGUGUCAACUAGUGGUGAUGUUAUCGAGAUUACUGCUGCUGUGAGCGGACAAGAUGUUGGAGACAUUCUUAUUUCGAGCAAAUUUGCCAGUUGUUCAACACCGCAAUCGUUCACUCAGAAGCCACCAACAAGUGCUGUAGUCGUGCCAGUGUUACCUGCACGCAUAAUGGACGAGCAUAUUCCGAAAUUGAAUCUACCAUCCGAAAGAACAAGCUUGUUUGUUGUCAAUAUUUGUUCGCCCAGCAAUUUUCAAUGUCAAUUGGCUCAGGUGGAAAACAUUCAACAGUUGGACGAUAUUUGUAAUCAACUCACAUUAGAAUUUGAACAUGACAACCCAGAAGAGAAAUACGAACCGGUGGUCGGGGAAAUUUGUGCAGGUUUUUUUGUUUCAUUUGAUCAGUUUUUCCGCGUUAAAGUUAAUCGGAUCGACGGUGAUACGAUACACGUCAUUUCAAUUGAUUAUGGCAACGAAGAGGUAAUUAGCUUGACGGAUAUACGACGUCUUCCGGAGAAGUACGCAAAGUUAGAACAGCAAGCAUUGCAUAUGAGUCUAUACAACAUAGCAAGCUCUUCACCAGAUGACGCAUGGUCGGGUGAAUGUGUGAAGUAUUUUACUGAGACAUUCUUAAACAAGGUAUGUUAUUGCACCGUAAAGGAAAGGACCGCCGAUCAUUUUUUUGUGACGCUCUCGACUGACGUUGUUUCCGACGUCAAUCAGGAAUUUAUCACUCGCGGUUAUGCUGUUGGUCCUCAGCCCGAGAUUCAUAAUGAAAAGCCGCCUGUGGGUGUGUCUGAAAUAGAUAUUUCUGAUUCAUUUGCGGCGGAGUUGGAUUGUUAUACAAAACUACCGGCACAAAAUGUUCCAGGCGAAUGCAAGAUUGUAAUAUCACAUACAGAAAGUGUAAAUCGUUUCUUUGCUCAAUUGUGCGUACAAGACAUGGCUACCAAAAUAUACGAACUUACUUUACAGAUGUGCACUUAUUGCGAGGAGCACGAGUUAAAGUCGUACAAACCGUCGAUAAACGAGCUGUGUUGCGCUUUAGAUGCAGAUUGUUGGUAUCGAGCGUUCGUCAAACAAGUAGAUGAGUCGUCGGCCGUCGUUGUUUUUAUAGAUUACGGAAACGACCGUGAAUUAAAGUUCGACGAGUUGCGCCCAGUGUCGAAAGAUUUUCUUACUAUGCCAUCACUAGCAGUUUGUUUGUCUUUACAUAAUCCAAACUCAGUCCCGAUUACUGGAACUGCCAUAAAAUGUUUCCGAGAGAAAACGGAAAAUAAAUUGCUUUCGAUGAAAUUGAUCGCCAAGCAUUCUAGUUCUUACGAGGUACAACUUUGUGACGAUGAAAGUGGCGAGGAUAUUGCGAAAUGCAUCGAAUACACCUACAAAAAAGAGAUUCAAACGAAAUCACGGCAAGAAGAACAACAGAGUACGGAACAACCAAACAAAUCGGAUGAGAGUUCAGAGUCGUUUGCAGCUCAAUCUCAGCCACAAUUAACCGUGUAUCAACGUCAGGAAACAAAACAAACGAAUGAAGAGAAAUCGCCCGUGGUUAAUAAACUGGAACAAGUAUCUAAAGAAAAAAAAGUAGUUGAAGUGAAAACUAACGAACUCUUGCUCACCCAAGAAGAUUUCAAAAGCGCAAGCCUUGUAACAAAACUAGUGACUAUUCAGAGCGAAUCAGUUGAUCCACCUUUCGUUAAUGAGAAAGAAGAAAUAGCCGAUAUAAACGGUUAUGGAGACGUAGAAGACGAAAUUGCGCUUCUUCCUGAAGCGAAAUAUGAACCUAUUACCAAAAUCGUUAAAAGUACAGUAGUCGAUAGCAAGACUAAAGAUGAUUUACCAAAGAUUUUUAACGAUACAUCUGAGGAAAGCACGAAUGCUGAGACAAGUCGCUUUGUUAUUUCCAGUCUCCCUGUGAGUGCACACGCUUUAGAUUCUGUCAGCAUGAAAAUGGGCGUAGCGCACUUGUCCUCUCAACCCGUGCAAUUGUACGUGACUCACGUCGUGUCGCCCCAUCUCGUAUAUGCUGUUAUCGCCGAUGCGCAGAGCUUGGAAGAAGUCGAGAAAAUAUCUGAGCAAAUUGUUGAGGAGAACGAGUGCGAUUUGGAUGUCGUCAGAGCUGGUUCGUUGUGUUCUGUGAAAGACGAACACUUAAAAUGGCGCCGUGCCAUUGUUACAAGCGUGGAAGAAACAAAUUGCACAGUCUUCGCCAUUGAUCAUGGUUUCACUUCGAAUAUUCCUCAGGCAGAAUUGAAACCCCUAAAUCGAAAAUUUACGAAACUUCCCGCCCAAGCAAUACCAUUAAAACUUAUGACAGUUAAACCAAAAGAUGGCACCGGUGCAUGGUCAGAGGAGGCGAUUGAUUAUUUUAAAGGAAUUAUUGACGGAGAAACUAUCAAGGUGCUGCCGAAAUUUAAAGAAGGUGUUGUUAUGAAUGUAAAGAUGAAAAUGGCAGCAACUGGCGAAAGUGUUGACCAGCUGUUUGAAGAAUACGCUACGGUAUUUCAACCGAUUAUACCGAAAGAGAUCACGGAAAGCGCUAAACCGAAACAAGUUUUAAGGGGCGUACCUUUUGGUGCAGUUUUAAAGGUUAUUUCUAUUCAACCCGCUCCUACAGAUGGCCCCUUCCAAGCCAUUGUCACUUGCGCAGUGAGCCCACGCUUGUUCUACGUACAAUUGUACAAUGAAGAGCGUAUCAUUGAAGUCGACGCGUUAAGUGAUAAGUUGAAAGAUCUGUAUGAAGAAACUUCAGAAUGUGAUAAUGUGUUUACGCCCGGACAACUUUGUGUUGUCAAGUAUCACGAUAACCUUUGGUACAGAGCGUUUUUAAUGGAAUGCCGCGUUGAUGAAAAAAUGGUUAUUUGGCUCAUCGAUUACGGCAUUAAAAGUCGUGUUGACCGCAAAUGUUUGCGACCGUUACCGGAUGACAUGAAGGCGUUACCUGCUCAAGCAGUAACAAUGCAACUUCAGUACAUCACUCCAAGUGGAACAUCUCCGAACUAUUCCACUGAGGCGAUAAAAAGAUUCAAGUCGAUGGUGGAAGGAAAGCUUAUGAAUUUUAAACUCGUCAAAAUUCACGAUGUUAUAAAUCGCGUGGUUAUGCACGACACACAAUCAGGAAUGGACAUCUCAGAAAAGCUGGUGGACGAAGGGCUGGCUGAGUUUAUAUUUAACAAACACAAGUCGAGAGAGUCGGUUAAUGCAAGUCAACCAAGGGAGUGGCCUACACCUUUUCGUGGAACAGAUUUCUUGCGGGAUGCUCGUGGCGGUGGGUCUAAAGGUGUUUUUAGAGGACACCCCAGAGGAUUGCAGAGAGAAAGGGUACCUCCUCACAUGGAUCGAAGAAACUACUUCAAUGAUUAUGAAGAUAUGCCUCAUGACUAUUAUGUCAAACGCUUUAACCACCGGAUGCCAGACCACGAAUAUCGCCAAAAUUGCUAUGAAGAUUCGUAUUAUAACAGAUCGUAUCCUGUCGAUAGAAGGUCACAAUUUUGUGACAAAAGAUUUAAUGGACGACCGGAAGAGUCUGACUUGAAACCUAGAAUGAGUGAACGACGGAGCUCUUCGAGAAGUCCUUCCUAUUCUAAAACUUCAACGAGAGGUAAGGGGAGAGGAAGGAUGCUGUAUGACAGCGCUAAACCAGGAGAUAGGUCUCGGUCCUCUAGUAACGAUAGUGCCAGUCAAUUGAAUGGUACCGACCAUACCAAUGGUAAGAGAGAUGCCAACAGUCCCAUCAAUGAUCGAAUGUUGCAGCGUCCAGGUAGUGGUUCUACAACUUCAACAGAGAGAUCAAAACAGCGAGGCCUAUCAGAAGAAAGUUAUUCUCAAAAUGAUUACAACACAUCUGAACGCCGACGCUAUCCAGGUGAUCGGGGAUACAAAGAUCGUCAUUCUCAUAGCCGUUAUCACUACGAUUGUUACGACGACCAACACGGUAGCCACCAUAGCGAUCAUCACGAACGUCGGUAUGUCGAGCGUUACGGUGGCCGUCCAAGAGACUCGUAUAAUUCGUACGAUGAAAAUUAUUAUUACGACUCUUCUCCUGAUCGAUACCACGUGGAACAUCAUCAUCGUCCAUAUCCUGGUUUUUAUCCACGCGAGCCAAAAAGAGGCGUCAUGCCGGAAGGCAGGGGGUCGCCUGGAAGGCAUGCACACAAUAGAUACGAAGAUUUCUAAUUGGUUAUCAGAUUUAUUUAGAAUGACAGUCCCCCAGCUGGUGUGUUUAAGCGUUUUCAACCUGAUUUCAUGCUUUAUAAUAACCGUCAGAAUGAUAGGUAUUACUAACCAGUUGUUUUUUUUGUCGAGCCGAAAGUGUUAGUUUAGGGAUCUUGUUUGUUUUUUUUCUUGCCAAGAAAAGAUAUUUUUAGCUUACCUUUUUUAUAUUACAUUUUGAGAUAUUUUCACGUAAACCUUUUUUCUAUCUGGUUCUUCUUUUGUUUGAUUAUUCUUUUAACCUUUUACUUUUUUAUAUAACGACGUUGCUUUUUUAUUGCUGCUGUUGUUGUUGUUGUCAUUGACAAAGUUUUGCUUCGCAAUGUUUGUCAGCUGUGAUACUUGAUAUGAUUCGAUAUGAUUCUUUCCAGUUAACAACUACCGUGUAUAUCAAUUUUUAUACUUUAAAAAGUGUUAUUAAAAGAAUGUAGCAAAAUUGUCGAUUUUAUUUUGUUCCAUAUCUUUACACAUAUACCGUACCUUAAAAAAAGAGUCAUUAAAAAUUUGAAACAGUUGUCAUUCAACAGCACAAAAAUUAGUAACUUGUAACCGAUUAAUUCAGAAAAUACUCGUUGAGUUUAAAGAAUAUAAAGUAUAUACAAAGCAAUUUAUGACAAAUUCACCUGAAAAAGCUAAACUGGAAACAUUCAAGUUUGUAAUGAGUUUUAAAGGGGUUUGUGCUCUUUACGUACGGUACAAAAUAUUUACUGGACCAAAAUUUGGUCACUUUUUGCCUACCUUUUUUUGUCAAUAAUUUUUUAAUAAAGCAAUCGGUUCAAUUCACCUUUGUAGAUUAUUUAUCUGUUAGAUGAGAUUUAUAUUACGAUUUAUUUUAUCCUCUAUUUCUUAAUUUUUGUAAAUAUUUGUGUUUUUACAUCUGUAGGUGUUAGUUUGAAACUGUGGUUUUAAUUCUUUUCA
Hydractinia symbiolongicarpus is the source of this 11240-nucleotide messenger RNA. RefSeq lists its product as uncharacterized. Gene Ontology annotation, molecular function: RNA binding. The transcript has 13 exons. Gene Ontology annotation, biological process: spermatogenesis. The record is from RefSeq and is a predicted model, not a curated record. NCBI's taxonomy places the organism in Eukaryota, Metazoa, Cnidaria, Hydrozoa, Anthoathecata, Hydractiniidae. Bases 789 to 10286 code for a protein of 3165 amino acids.